Eremomyces bilateralis CBS 781.70 is the source of this 2100-nucleotide messenger RNA. RefSeq lists its product as uncharacterized. The transcript is spliced from 3 exons. Gene Ontology annotation, cellular component: dynactin complex; cytoplasm. The record is from RefSeq and is a predicted model, not a curated record. Bases 379 to 1689 code for a protein of 436 amino acids. NCBI's taxonomy places the organism in Eukaryota, Fungi, Ascomycota, Dothideomycetes, Eremomycetales, Eremomycetaceae. Gene Ontology annotation, biological process: mitotic spindle organization.
CUGUAAUAGUAGGUAAUUCGGAAUCAGGAUUCAUGCAUUGCACAAGAACUUCUGGCCCGGUGUUCUCUACUCUCCCUUGCCUCUCCUCCUUGCUUUAUCUCCCGAUCUGGAGAUAUCGAUUUCAACCGACGAUUCAAAUCACAUGACGCUCCAACUACAUUGAGUCCACCUCCACACUACCAGCGUCUUGGACACCGCACACAUGUGUUGACCUCCACGGUGACCAGCACGGAACAUACAUCUUUGGGUCAUAUCGGAUGAUUGGAAUGACGUUUAUUGGCUUGCUGCUACCGUUGAAUCCUAGAGAAGCUGCUGGCCAACACCUACGCGAGCAACAGAUCGUAGAGAGUGUUCCCAUUCCUUCCUGAGGUCGCAAACAUGACACAAAUACGCAAGUACGCGAAUCUACCAGACCUAGAUUCUGCACCAGACGUAUACGAAACGCCCGGAUUGACCGAUGAUGUAUCCACAACCCAGGCUUCAACAACAGAAAGGUCAUCCGGCGAAUCAUCAUAUGACGAAGAUUCCGAGGGCGUCGAAUCGGGUGUGGAUCGAAGGAGGCUCAAGACCGACGACGCUCGAUUACGAUUUGGAUCGAGCAAGGUCGAUGCGCGCAAAGCCGAUUUCUCAGACCGUAUCCGACGCAAGAAAGGUUCGUAUCGAACCGCAAAUCGAGUAACCCGAAAACACUCCGGUUAUCCAUCGGAUGAUGAGAGUGAGGAGGAAAGCCUUCAAAGGAAACUCCGGCGGCUACGACAAGAAAUCGAAGAGGCGAAGGCGGAGUGCGAGCAGAACGAACAGACAUCCCCCGAAGAUCAUGAUGUUGAUGCAGCCUCCGAAAUCGCUAAGCUCAGUCAGAUGCUGGAUUCCGUCUACACACAAGGCGGGAGAUCAAGCAGCGCUGAAACACAGCUCGCCAGCGUAUUGAGCAGACCCUUGGGCGCGGCUCCAGCAUUACACGAUGCCAAUGGCUUAGUGGCGAACGGAGAACGGAUGGGGAUGACCAAAACACCUGCAGCUGCUCAGUAUGAUCGCAAUUUGAGCGAGAUCCUAGCCAAAGCGGCCGAAUUCGACAGCCGGCUUGCCCAGCUGGAAACCUCAUUAGGCGUCUCCAGCUCGACGCCGCAAGACCUGGUCCCCCAGGACCCCGUUUUGAAGACGAUCGAGAGCCUCGACCAGCAGCUCUCGAUCAUCGCGAAUGCUCCAUCGACCUACGAGACCGCCGCGCGACGACUCCAGGACCUCCAACGUCAACGCCGAGAAAUCGAGGUCGAGGAUGAAGCUACAUCCAAAAUCAAAAUCAACUCGACGGGUGGAUCGAAGGCGAAUGGCACGCCAUCCGCCGACGCUGCGCAAUCCUACCUGGACGACCCUACCAAUGCCGAAGCCAUCAAAGCGCUUUACUCCGCCCUCCCCGCCAUCGAAUCCAUGGCACCAACGCUUCCACUCGUCGUCGAGCGGCUCCGGUCACUGCGGCUCAUCCACGCGUCGGCCGGCGAUGCGAGCACGACGCUGGAUGAGAUGCGGACGCGGCAGCAGGAGCAGGAGGCGGAGAUCAAGGCAUGGAGAGAGGCGUUGGACAAGGUGAAGGAGGCACUGAAAGAUGGCGAGGGCGUGUUGAAGGAGAACAUGGAUGUCGUGGGCGGAUGGGUGAAAGAUCUGGAAGCGAGGGUGCAGAAGUUCAGUUGAAGCAUUGUGCGAGUGACCGCGUCAUGUUUGUCACGCAUGUACCAGAUACCCUCCAGCGAAGUCGUUUUGAAGUUUUCUACUGCACCAUAGCCAUACCCGUGACUCAUACAUCACCUUUGAUCUCUUCCCACGCCUGUUUCCUCCCCUCCAUCCGCCGCAAUACCUCCUCCGCAUUCCGCAACCCGCUCUCCCCCGCCCGAAAAUUCUCAUCGAGAAACCGCUCCAGCUCUUCCCGCUUCGCCGCCGACGCCUCUGCCCAUGACGCCAUGGAUAUCUCCAUCGCAUUCGCGUCCUGCAGCAGAUAGCUCUCCCCGGCGAGGCGAUCGACAAUUUUGGCGUUCUCGUCCGCGCCGGCCGCGAGGCGGCGGCGGAGGUACGCGGUUUGUUGCAUUAGGUCGCGUUCGUCGUCGA